GUGCCGGUGCCCAAGAUGGCGGCGCUGGGCCCGUGGCUGUGGGUGACGGGCGCGGCGGCUGCGGCGGCUCUGCUGCUGCUGCUGCCGCUGCUGUGGCGGCGGCGGGCGGGCGGCGCGGGCCGGGUGUGCGUGGUGGUGCUGGGGGACGUGGGCCGCAGCCCGCGGAUGCAGUACCACGCGCUGGCACUGGCCCGGCACGGGCGCGAGGUCUCGCUGCUGGGCUACCUCCAGAGCCGGCCGCACCGGGACGUGCUGCAGAGCGCCCACAUCCGCCUGGUGCCCGUGGCCGAGCUGCGCGGGCUGCGAGUGGGUCCAAAGCUUUUCCAGUAUGUCGUAAAGGUCCUUGUGCAGUCAGUGCAGUUACUGUAUACGCUGCUGAGGAUAGAUCAGCCCUCCUAUAUUCUUCUUCAGAAUCCCCCAGGCUUACCCAGUAUAGCUGUUGCCUGGGUGGCAGGUCUGUUCUGGAGGAGCAAACUGAUCAUUGAUUGGCACAACUAUGGAUACACCAUAAUGAGCCUGAGUCAUGGGAGGAACCACCCCCUGGUGCAGAUUGCAAAAUGGUAUGAAAAGGUUUUUGGGCGCUUGUCUGACUAUAACUUGUGUGUCACUGAUGCAAUGAAAGAAGAUCUCUGGAUGAAUUGCAACAUAAAGGCAGUAACUCUGUAUGACAGACCAGCUUCUUACUUCAAGGAAACACCGUUAGACCUGCGGCACCGUCUGUACGUGAAGCUUGCCCAGGAGCACGAGCCCUUCCGAGCACGUGCAGAGCCUGUGGAUCCCAGUGCUGAGAGAUCUGCCUUCACAGAGAGGGCUGCCAGGGAUGGACGUGUGGUGGAGUCCAGGGGCCGGCCAGCUCUUCUCAUCAGCAGCACCAGCUGGACAGAGGAUGAAGACUUCUCUGUCCUUUUAAAAGCUUUAGAAGACUAUGAGAGGUUUAUUGAUGAGGGAGCCAAGCUUCCAGCUCUGGUGUGUGUGAUAACAGGUAAAGGACCUCUAAAAGACUACUACAAUGGACUGAUACAGAAACUGCACUUUAAACAUAUCCAGAUCUGUACACCGUGGCUGGAAGCUGAGGAUUACCCUCUUUUGCUUGGCUCAGCAGACCUGGGGGUGUGUCUCCAUAAAUCCUCCAGUGGUUUGGAUUUGCCCAUGAAGGUGGUGGAUAUGUUUGGCUGCUGUUUACCUGUGUGUGCAAUAUAUUUUGAAUGUUUACAUGAACUUGUGAAACACAAUGAAAAUGGUCUGAUAUUCAGGGACUCGAGUGAACUCGCAGAACAACUGAAGAUGCUUUUCUUGGAAUUUCCGACCCUGGAAGGCAAACUGCACAGCUUCAGACAGAACCUCAGGGCGUCCAAGGAGCUGUGCUGGGACGAGAGCUGGGACCAGACUGUGCUGCCCUUGCUGGGGCACAGGGAAUGACUGUGGGGAAGGAGGGUGGCAAAGCUGAUCCAUUCCUGGACUGCAGAGAUUUGAUAAACAGCAAAUAAACACUUUGUAUUGUCUACA
Messenger RNA from Neopelma chrysocephalum (saffron-crested tyrant-manakin), 1506 nucleotides. RefSeq names its product ALG1, chitobiosyldiphosphodolichol beta-mannosyltransferase (gene ALG1). The coding region runs from base 16 to 1419 and encodes 467 amino acids. The transcript is spliced from 13 exons. The record is from RefSeq and is a predicted model, not a curated record. Gene Ontology annotation, molecular function: mannosyltransferase activity. Gene Ontology annotation, cellular component: endoplasmic reticulum. Lineage: Eukaryota; Metazoa; Chordata; Aves; Passeriformes; Pipridae.